AACUCAUGGUAGUAAUUCUUCUGCUGGAAGAUGCGGGAGCCUCUUGGGAUCUACGUGGAUAAUACUACUUUCCAGCGCCCAUUACUUUCUGGAGUGGCUUUUGCAGAACGAGAGGGUCAUUGCGAGAAGGAAAAUUCUAAGAGAGGGGAGAAAUGGGAGAUGAUGGAUAUGACCUUUAUAAAACCGCCUUCGCCCAUUCAAGCAUGCGCACAUUUCUGUGAAGCUAACACCGCUAGUGUGGAUGCACUUCUGAAUUCACUCUGCACAAGGAUUAGAAAGGAAGAUCAAGAUCAUGUACUGAAGGGAAGAGCCUUUGAGAAAGCUGUAUUGUCAGGCCCCUUCAGGCUGUUACCAUCGAAUCGGAUUGGAGUGAUUUUGACAUAUCCUGUUUACAGAUCCACACUAUCACCUAGCAUGCGUUUGGAAGAGCAUACAGUGGCCACUGCAGGGUUUGUCUAGUGCUUCUCUUUCUCGCAGCAUUCUUUGGUACAAUUAGGAUCGAUCGAAUGAGUAUGUGGUCCUCUCCACUUACCAAAUCAGUCCUCAAAUUAAUAUACAAAUAUCAAUUCAGUCCUAAACUUUUUUAUUUUUCCAAAUAGUCCUAAACUAUUGGAGCUAGUUUCAAAUGCUUCAAGUUUGCACUGGGAUGCUCGAGUGAAAUUAGCCUCCUUUGCCCUAAAGGCUCGCAUUUCAGACAGAUCCGAAUUACUUCUUAUUUUCCUGCUAUGAUUUCUUAAUUCUAUAUUUUUAUUAUUUAACCAUUGGCUGUUCUAUGACAAAUGCAUAAUGGUGUUAGUGUCCUAUAUUGAUUGCAACCUUGAUGUUGUGACAUGAAGAAUUUGUGCGAUAAUGUUGGCUUCUGCGUGCCGCGUUCAUGCAUAUUCCAGAUGCUUAGGUGGGAGGCUUUGGUCAAGUUUGCCUUGCAUUAUGUAUUCCAAAACGUUAACGUCUGUCACGAGGAUACGCCCUUGGCUAUCUGUAUCUUCUCAUACCCAACCGAUUCUUUCGUUUCUCUGUUGGUUAAUUUAAAUGGAUAUGUGUGAUUAAAAUUUACA
Messenger RNA from Syzygium oleosum, 1055 nucleotides. RefSeq names its product probable histidine kinase 6. The record is from RefSeq and is a predicted model, not a curated record. The transcript has 2 exons. NCBI's taxonomy places the organism in Eukaryota, Viridiplantae, Streptophyta, Magnoliopsida, Myrtales, Myrtaceae. The coding region runs from base 31 to 459 and encodes 142 amino acids.